AACAAGAAGAUAAUUUCACAUUAACUUGGAAGCUUGGUCGAGAUGUGGAAUUGUGGUACGCUUGUGUUUUGUAGUAUCCUAGUACUGGUGCAAGGCCAAGAUGAUGAUUGGCUUCAGGUGAAUAUAACACAAGGCCCAGUGCGCGGCCGUAAGGAUCCUGAUGGUGGUCUCUACGUGUUCUACAAUAUACCAUAUGCUACUGCACCCACGGGGAGAGACAGGUUUAAGCCUCCCCUUCCUCCACCGGUAUGGAUGUCACCGCUCGAUGCUGUAAACAGAAACAUCCGCUGCCCGCAGCCCAACGUACUAGAGCACACGCAGGAAGAUUGCUUGGUUGUCAACCUGUUCGUCCCCGAUACCACAGACACCAAUCUACCCGUUUUGGUGUUUAUCCAUGGAGGAGCUUUCCAGAAUGGUCAUGGCCUUUCUGGUCAAUACCGAGAAUUGGUGCGAACAAAUAAACUAAUUGCAGUCUCAUUUAAUUAUAGAAUAGGUGUCCAUGGAUUCCUAUGUCUUGGCACUGAAGGUGCCCCUGGCAACGCAGGGAUUAAGGAUCAGGUAGCACUACUACAUUGGGUAAAUACCAACAUUGCUAGAUUUGGUGGUAACCCACAAGAUGUGACACUGGCCGCCUGCAGCGCGGGUUCUGGUGCGUUGGAUGUUUUGUCACUCUCCAGUGCCACCACAGGCCUAUUCCAGAAAGCUAUUUUAGAGAGUGGCAGUAGCACAGGAGCUGUCGGUGUAAUAAUUGAUCCCAUCCAAAAUGCGAAGAAUUACGCUAAAGUACUAAAUUUUGAUAAUGUCGAUGAUUUAGAAAGUUUAGAAGAAUUUUAUAGAACUGCUCCGUUUGAACUAUUGACUUCUCGUGUUGAUGAAAUAGUAGACAACAAGGAUACUGCCGUUCGAUUUGCUCCAUGCGUGGAAAGAGAUAUUGGCGAGGAGAGAGUUAUCACAGACGCACCGAUGAACGUUAUCAAGCGUGGUAAUUAUACUAAGGUCCCUCUGUUAUAUGGAUUUACUAACAUGGAAGGCGCAAUGAGACUUCCUUACUUCGAUACUUGGAAAGAUCAGAUGAAUGAGAAGUUCUCAGAUUUCUUACCAGCGGAAUUGCAUUUUGAUGACGACGAAGUGAAAGAACAGGUUGCUCAGAGAGUCAAAAACUUUUAUUUUGGCGAUAGCGAUGUGGGUGAAGACACAAUGGUAUCAUUUCUUCUUUACUUUACCGAUGUGUUAUUUGCAUAUCCAAUGUUGAAAUCUUUGUCAGCUCGAGUAGAAGCUCUUGGCGACACAAUUUAUCUGUUUGAGUACUCGUUUGUGGACGAAGAUACACCAAGUUUUCCACAUACUGACGUUCGUGGAGCUCAACAUUGCUUCCAAUCAAGAGCAGUUCGUGAUCAAGACCUUACCGGUAGAACAGAUGCAUACAGGCGGAUGGUGCAAAUAGCCAGAGAAUACACAUUGAACUUUAUACUGACUGGGGCACCGACAUCAAGUGACGCACGUUUUCCAUUAUGGCGACCAGCGAACGCACAAAGAUCUCCACAUAUGUCUAUAGGUCCCGUCAUAGAGCUGAGGGAUGAUAUUUUGGGAAACCGAGCAGCUUUCUGGGAUACCAUCUACGAGGAACACUACCGAGGUCCAUUGGUACCUGAUAGCUAUACUGGUGGUGCAACCUCCACAAUGAUUUCUAAAAUAAUAAUCUUAAUGACAGUUACCAUUGCUGUUUUAAAUUGGUAGCAAAUAAUAAGCCAGAUCUGUUCGAUAUGAAACAUUUU
Messenger RNA from Spodoptera exigua (beet armyworm), 1775 nucleotides. Lineage: Eukaryota; Metazoa; Arthropoda; Insecta; Lepidoptera; Noctuidae. The record is from the annotation of a GenBank genome assembly.